AGCAGCAUCAGUCAGAUCAGUCUGACACCAUGACAACCGCAGCGCGCGAACGCUGGAAUCUGUGCAGCUCCCUCCAAGCCGAAUAUUAUGAAGACAAGAUGCCGCCGUACGCGCACAAGACGCACUUCAUCUCUUGAAAUAUCCUUCGUUAAGCUCCUUUCGCACUUUUGGACGUCGGAGAUCUGCAAAACCACCUGUAUCUAACGGCCGUUACAGUGUUAGUCAGAUACCCCUGAACGGGCAAUUCGUAAAAAAAAUCAGUGCAGUAAGAACUACGCCGAUGCGUCGUCGCUUCACAUAUAUUAAAAUAAGGGGUCGGUUGUUGCGAGCAACGGAACCAUGAAAUGCGCAUUGGAGUAUUGGGUGCCCCUCAUGGCGUUUACGCGUGGAGAACCCACUGGGGCGUGUGUGUAAACGUGCGUGUAAGUGUAUGUGAGAGAGUGCGAAAGAAAACGAGGCUUUAUUUUGGUUUCCACGAGCUCUGCGCUUCAUUUCGCAGUGGAAAUAUGAGGAUCUCCAGAGGACGCGGCUGAUAAAUUGUAUUUCAGACCCUGUCACACACGAAGACGAUACCAGCACCACGGAUCCUCCUCCUCCUCAGAGAACCCCUGUUUGAUACGAGGGGCUAUUAAAUAUCCAAAUUGUAAAGCGCAUCAGCAUCCAUCAUGAAUCCCAUGUCACAUCUAUACUACAAAAAGACCAGCUACUCUCCAUACCGCGACCGGAUCCCGCUCCAGAUAGUCCGGGCGGAGGUAGAACUUUCUCCAGAGGAGCGUUCUUUCCUUUGCGCCGUGGAAAAGGGCGACUAUGCAGGUGUCCAGCAUGCCCUGCGUGAGGCCGAGGUGUAUUAUAACAUCGACGUGAACUGUGUGGAUCCGUUAGGCCGCAGUGGGCUGCUAAUCGCUAUAGAGAACGAGAACUUGGAGGUGAUGGAGCUUCUACUGGACCACGGGGUGAACACCGGAGAUGCGUUGCUCUAUGCCAUCCGCAAAGAAGUAGUGGGGGCUGUGGAGUUACUGCUGUCCCAUAGGAAACCCAGUGGAGAGAAACAGGUCCCAUCCCUAAUGAUGGACGCCCAGUUUUCAGAAUUCACACCCGACAUCACCCCCAUUAUGCUCGCCGCCCAUACAAACAACUACGAGAUCAUCAAACUUCUGGUUCAGCGCAAGGUCACCAUCCCUAGGCCGCACCAGAUCCGAUGCGACUGUGUGGAGUGCGUGUCCAGCUCCGAGGUGGACAGCUUGCGUCACUCUCGAUCUCGUCUCAACAUCUACAAAGCUCUGGCCAGCCCUUCUCUCAUCGCCUUGUCCAGCGAAGAUCCCAUCCUGACUGCCUUCAGGCUGGGCUGGGAACUCAAGGAACUCAGUAAGGUGGAGAACGAGUUUCGGCAGGAGUACGAGGAACUUUCUCAACAGUGUAAGCUCUUUGCUAAAGACCUGCUGGACCAGGCGCGUAGCUCUCGUGAGCUGGAGACCAUACUCAAUCACCGUGACGACCAGAGCGAGGAGUUGGACCCGCGAGAGUGCAGGGAUCUGGCCAAACUCAAACUGGCUAUUAAAUACCACCAGAAAGAGUUUGUGGCUCAGCCAAACUGUCAACAGCUCUUGGCCACACUGUGGUACGACGGUUUUCCAGGCUGGCGUCGCAGGCACUGGGCUGUGAAGUUGGUGAUGUGCUUCAUUAUCGGCCUCCUCUUUCCUGUCUUCUCCAUCAUUUACCUACUGGCUCCUAAGAGCACGUUAGGGCUCUUCAUUAAAAAACCCUUCAUCAAAUUUAUCUGCCACACGGCCUCCUACCUCACCUUCCUCUUCCUCCUCCUGCUGGCCUCGCAGCACAUAGCACGCACCAACCUACACAUGCAGGGCCCUCCGCCCACUGUGGUGGAGUGGAUGAUACUACCUUGGGUGCUGGGCUUCAUCUGGGCUGAGAUCAAGGAGAUGUGGGACGGAGGUUUUAAUGAAUACGUCCAUGAUUGGUGGAACCUAAUGGACUUUGCAAUGAAUUCGCUCUAUUUGGCCACGAUAUCCCUAAAGAUCGUCGCCUAUGUCAAGUAUAACAGUUCUCGUCCUCGAGAGGAAUGGGAGAUGUGGCAUCCGACGCUAAUUGCCGAAGCAUUGUUCGCUAUCGCUAACAUCUUCAGCUCGCUGCGGCUCAUCUCCCUCUUCACGGCCAACUCGCACCUGGGGCCGCUGCAGAUCUCACUGGGCCGCAUGUUGCUGGACAUCCUCAAGUUUCUCUUCAUCUACUGUCUGGUGCUGCUGGCUUUCGCUAACGGACUUAACCAGCUUUACUUUUACUACGAGACCAAGGCUUCAGAUGAGCCUAACCACUGCAAGGGGAUUCGCUGUGAGAAACAGAACAAUGCCUUCUCUACGUUAUUUGAGACACUGCAGUCCCUGUUUUGGUCGAUAUUCGGCCUCCUGAAUCUGUACGUGACCAACGUCAAGGCUCGGCAUGAGUUCACCGAGUUUGUUGGCGCCACUAUGUUCGGCACCUACAACGUCAUCUCGCUGGUGGUUCUGCUUAACAUGCUCAUCGCUAUGAUGAACAACUCCUACCAGCUCAUCGCUGACCACGCUGAUAUUGAGUGGAAGUUUGCUCGGACCAAGCUGUGGAUGAGUUACUUUGAUGAGGGUGGGACACUCCCUCCUCCCUUCAACGUCAUCCCCAGUCCCAAGUCAUGUUGGUACCUGUGUCGAUGGGUGCACAAGCGUCUCUGCGGGUCAGAGGCUGCUCUGCCCGAAGACCCCCACAAACCGGAGAACCUGAAGGAGUUCACGGAAAAGCAUGCCGACAGACUGAUCCAGAAUCAGCAUUAUCAGGAAGUCAUCCGUAGUCUGGUGAAGAGGUACGUGGCAUCCAUGAUUCGCAGCGCUAAGACGAAAGAAGGCCUGACGGAGGAGAAUUUUAAGGAGUUAAAACAGGACAUCUCCAGUUUCCGCUAUGAAGUUUUGGACCUUCUCGGCAACCGGAAGCCGCCACGUAGGAACUACUCCUCCAGCAGCGAGGCCACAUUAAGAGACGAGGCGAGCGAUGACGGCGAAGCGUCGAGCAACAACUUGCACCACAGCGACGCCGGCAGCAUAGGAGCCAAGGGCGUGUCUUUUAAGACUAUCACGCCUUCGGAUCCGGCCUACGGGGUCUCCGCCCUUUUUCGGUCUAUCUCCGGGGUAGAGGUUGCAGAAUCAUCAACGUACAGGGAGGUUAAACCAAAGAUCAACGGAUUAAGGAAGAACCCAUCGCCCUCCUCUUCCCUGUCCUCGGUGGCUCCAGCGAGACCUGCACUUUCACGGACUUGGAGGCGUUUUUCGCGCUUCUCCAGUUCCAAGAAGAACUCUUUCAGACGGCUCGGCCUGUUGUUCUCACGCAUGGGCAGUCACCUUCCCCAGCCUGCAGGUGUUACGGCGGCAACCUACACUAUCUCAGACGGAUUGCUUCACCCGCCCGGGGCUUGGCAGGACUUAGGCUUCACCAGAGGUGAUGGUCCCGUCACCCGCAGCGAGACCAACCUUAAUCGGGUGGAUGCGGCCACUUUAAACGAGGGCGACAGUGUUGCCACGGCAACAAAUGGACAGAGAGUUAACGGGAGGGAUGUUUUGCUGACAUUAGGACCCCUGUCCUCACCCACCUCCCUCCACUGUGCUUCCAGUUUUUCAGCUUCCAGUUCCCGACUCUUGGACUCGAGCGAGGACGUGUUCCAGGGUUUGGUCGGGCCUUGUGACGUACUAAGGCAAGACUCCUCCCACUGGGUAACGGAACAGGACGAUUCGGUGACCACGCAGCUAUAGUAUCGCUAGUAUGUACUGUACAGCACUUUGAUAAUAACAAUAAUCAGUGACGAUAUCAAUAACGAUUACCAACCGACCAGUUCUUCUGUUUUAUCGCAUUUAGUUUGCUGCUGCAAUAUUUGUAUUUUAACCAAAUCGAACGCUAUUUACAAGGCAGAAGGGAUGAGCAAAUGAAACGAUGGACGACAGAUAGAUUUAGAAGGAACCAAAACAUGUCACAACCAGCAGAACAGACGAAACAUUUCAUUGGAAAUGUUCUGUGAACCGCAGGCCAGGUACACAAAUAUUUGGACAAGAAUUUAGAGUCAAGAAAUGUAUUUAUCGUUUUCAUUACCUAUUAGUGCUGCUCUCUCUCUCUUUUCUCUUUCUCUCUCUCUCUCAUUUUGUCAUGCUGUGUUCAAACUCAAAGCCAGCAUGUUUUUUUUUCAGACAGAAUUUAAAAAAGAUGCAAAUAGAUGCUGGUGAUGUCAUACAGUGUCGAAAUGACAAUAAUUUAAAGUCAACAUGAAAUCAAAAUCGCCUGUUCUAGGUCUUAGUGCACACUCAUGAGCGCACGCUUUUCCAAAGAGGAAGAGUUGUUUGUCUGCAGAUUGCAAGUGUGCCGCACAAGCCCUGAAAAGUGAAGCCAAAACGUCUUGAUCACCCCCCUGUGACUGGUCCUAGUAUAGGUCAUAAACCCCGCCUCCCCCAUGUUAUUCAAUGGGACUUGAGAUCAACUAAACAAUUUAAUUACACUUCAAUUAUCUUUUUUCCAAAGCUGGUUUCUGUCAUUUACUGUAGUUUUUAUCACGCUCAUGUAAAUUCAAAGUUAGUUAUUUAAAGGUGCAGUGUGUACAUUUUAGUGGCAUCUAGUGGGAGGUUGCAAAUUGCAACCAAUGGCUCAGUUAACUGCUCACCUCCCGCUUUCAAAACGCUACGGUAGCCGCUACUAGACAAACAUGUCAUCUUCGGAGACAGCUUUGUAAAAAAAGUUUGUCCGUUAAGGGCUUCUGUAGAAACAUGGCGGCACAAAAUGGACUUCCAGGUAAGGAAGUAGAUAAAAAUGUCUCAUUCUAAGGUAAUAAAAACAUAACGGUUCAUUGUAAAAGGUCUUUAUACACCCCUGAUAAUAUAGUUUUCUAUAUUAUUUUGCAUUUCUGUCAAGAGAUCGUUCUAAAAAUUACACACUGCACCUUUAAUGCUAUGAAAACGGUGGUGUCACGUCAUGAUUGACAGCUGUGAUAUGCGCAUUUUGUGAGAGCGAGGGCGUGGCCUUAAUUUCGCGGCUUUACUUUCUGCUCAGCACUGUGCAGGACUGGUCCCGAAAUCGCUACUGCGCAGACUCAAGACCCAAGAUGUCAGCGCCGUAUUGGGACACUGGCGGCUUCACUUUUCACCAAUGAAAGAGAGAGAUCUUUUUUACAGUCUAUGGCAGAUUGUAAUAACUUGCUCCACCUCUAAAGUGACUUCUUCAUCUUGGUGAACGUUAAUCUAAAAUCUUCUCAAAUUGAAUGCUGGUUGACUUUAAGGUAAUAAAGGUUACAGCAAUAAUAGCAUAUAGUUAGCUCAAGUGAUAAAGCAGUGCAUUCCUAAGGCGAAGAUCUCUGGUUUGAACCAUAGACUGUAAAAAAUAGGGUUGUGAAGAGCUUUUUUGAAGCCAAUUUGUAGGCGGAGCCUGCCGUCGCCAUUUUGGCCGUGCAUCACUUACGGAUAACCGAAAAUGGGUAAAGAGGUGGGACGUGAGUGAAGCUGAGGUGGCUGGUUGCUGAAACCAUGCCCGCCUAGCUCGACUCUAGUGACAGCAGUGACAGUUCACCCAUCACUCCAGUGGCCACGCCCUUAAUUAUGCAGAACUUUAAGGCUUAAUAUAAUUUAAACGGAUGAGUUACAAAAAAUGUCACCCCUCUCACAGUUGUCGUGAGGGGAAAAUUAGCUAUAUAGACCAAAAACAGGCUGUAAACAUUAUUUUCUACACUGAAAAAAAUUAUUCAUUCAAUUUACAAUU
Misgurnus anguillicaudatus (oriental weatherfish) is the source of this 5772-nucleotide messenger RNA. RefSeq names its product transient receptor potential cation channel, subfamily C, member 5a (gene trpc5a). The record is from RefSeq and is a predicted model, not a curated record. Gene Ontology annotation, cellular component: cation channel complex; plasma membrane. Gene Ontology annotation, molecular function: store-operated calcium channel activity; protein binding; inositol 1,4,5 trisphosphate binding. Gene Ontology annotation, biological process: regulation of cytosolic calcium ion concentration; calcium ion transmembrane transport. NCBI's taxonomy places the organism in Eukaryota, Metazoa, Chordata, Actinopteri, Cypriniformes, Cobitidae.